Messenger RNA from Salvelinus namaycush (lake trout), 3796 nucleotides. Its product is annotated as transforming growth factor beta activator LRRC33-like. Lineage: Eukaryota; Metazoa; Chordata; Actinopteri; Salmoniformes; Salmonidae. The record is from RefSeq and is a predicted model, not a curated record. Gene Ontology annotation, molecular function: protein binding.
AUGCUCAUCCACGGCCUCUUCCCUACCCUGCUCUGUCUAACCCUCUGGUCCCUGUGUAGCCUCCUGAUGCCUGCCUUCUGCCAGCCUCACCACAGCCCCUGCAGACUGACCCAAAAGACUGCUCUCUGUAGCAACAGUGAGCUCUCGUCUGUACCUGAGGGCCUACCUGACAGCAUAGAGGACCUCCACCUGAACCACAACCACAUUCAGACGCUACAAGAUGACUCCCUCUCCCGCUACGUCUCCCUUCGUACUCUAAACUGUGCCGACAACCGCUUGGAGACGGCGGGGUCCAAGCUCUUUCACAACUCACCUCAUCUAGAGAGCCUCAAUCUAGCUGCCAAUAACCUUCACGUUGGAUACCGGCAAACUAGCCUGGCGCUGCUCACCUUGUCUAGACUCAGAGUUCUGGAUCUGUCAGAAAACCAGCUUACAGAGGACAUGGUCUCCGUCCUCCUCCAGAACAUGACGUCGCUGGAGUACCUCAACCUUUCCAGGAACCUCCUGUUGAGGCUGGAUGAAAGCUCCUUCAGCGACCUCCACCAGCUCAGAGAGCUGGACCUGCAGAGGAACAUGCUGUUUGAGAUUGACGAGUCCUUCGAUCACCUGCACAAGCUCCAGAGACUCAACCUGGCCUUCAACUACCUGCCCUGCCUGGUGCACUUCCACAUGACCCAGCUGGUGGUCCUCAAUGCCAGUCACAAUGCCAUUGAGUGGUUCAUAGCCAACCAAGACCUCCAGGAAGUCUUCCAGCUGGAGACCCUGGAUCUCACAGACAACAACCUCCUCUUCUUCCCCUUUCUGCCCACCCACAGCCGCCUGAGGAACCUCCAUCUGUCCCAGAACAGGGUGAGCUUCUACGAACACCUGGCGGACACCGCUGCCUACCCCAACUGGAAAACAAGUGUCCAGUUCUACAACCUGAGGGGCAACAUGAGCAACGUCACAGCCAAGUUGUGGGAUGAGAGCCUGCACGGGGACAUCUCCUCUCUAGACCUGCUGGAUCUGAGUGGAAAUCAGGUGGGCUACUUCCCCCAAGGGUUCAUCAGCAAAAUGCCAAGCCUGACCAGACUCAGGAUGUGGACAAACUGUCUUGAGGUCUUGAAUCUAACUCUGGAAAAGCUGCCGGGGACGUUGUACGAGUUGGACGUGAGCAACAAUAGGUUGACAGAGCUCCACGCCGACCAAGUUAGUUUGAGAAAGCUAGGCAACCUGAGCUUCCUGAACCUGAGCCAGAAUGACCUGCAGAGUCUACCUGCUCAGCUGUUUUCCUCUCUCACCAGCAUCAGCUCUGUGGAUAUUAGCUACAACAGAGUUGGCGUGUGCCCCCUUGAGGCAUGGGGUGGGGGCAUGGGUGGGGGUAACCAAUCAGACUGUGUCGUUUGGAGAAACAUAAUUUCUCUGAGAUAUCUCCACCUAUCAGGGUGCAACCUGGGGAGGCUGCCAUCAUUAGCAUUCGUAGGGACGCCCCUAACACACCUGGAGCUGUCUAACAACCCAGAACUCGUCAUCGGGCCCAGAUCGAUAAAAGACCUCAGCAGAACUUUACACCAUCUAGGAUUGGGAAACACAGGCCUGAAACACUUUGACUUCUCUCCUUUCCACCACUUGAAGUCUUUGAACAUUUCCAGAAACUCUCUUACUCAGCUCCCUGCUUCACUGCAACAUCUGGAGCUGAGGCUGCUGGACCUGAGGGACAACAAACUGACCACCGUCCCCUCAGCUCAGGCUAACGUGUUAGCCACGAAACUCCACACUGUUUUUCUCAACGGAAACACUUUCAACUGCUGCCAGUUGGACUGGUACAGGACGUUCGAGAGGGCAAAAACUGUCACUAUCGUGGACCUCUCAGAUAUUUCAUGUCAGGAUCUGACCAAAAGGACACACAGAGUGGUGCUUGUAGACUCCCUAAUAUGUGGCGGUAGUGACGGAGAGUCUGUGUACUGGUACAUCCUGCUGUUUAUCGUACCUGUUCUCUGUCUGGUUGGAAUGUCUGUUAUCUUCCUGCUCACCUUUAGGCCCAGACUGCUUCCCAUGGCCAUUAAAAAUACAUGCUGGAGUCACCUUCCCUGUGUUGUGGAAGAAAAGUCCAAUAAAGAAGACACUGGCCGUGUCCAAAUACCCAUACUAGAGUUCUAAGUAGAAGGAAAUAGAACGUUUUAUAGCAAGUGCAAUUACAAAAAAAACUAGUAUGCUUUAAAUGCCAGAAUGUUAUGUUACUUUGAGAAAGAUAAUCAUCUUUCCAGGCUCACGUGUGUUUGGCAACAGCUGAUAAUGAGAUCAUUCCUUUAUUUAAACUAGGCAAGUCAGUUAAGAACAAAUUCUUAUUUGCUAUGACGGCCUACCCUUGCCAAUUUCUGGGCCAAUUGUGCACCGUCCUAUGAGACUCCCAAUCACAGCGGGAUGUGAUACAGCCUGGAUUCAAACCAGGUACUGUAGUGACACCUCUUGCACUGAGAUGCAUUGCCUUAGACCGCUGCGCCACUCGGGAGCCCAAGUGGCUGUACCAAAAUGAAUGAAUGGCGGGAAUCAAUGCAAAUGCACAUUAGAUGAAUCAUUCUCAGGAUCGAUGAGCCUAGUAUGUUGAUUACUGCAUUUGUUUGUACUAAACAGUACGUAUGUAGUACGAUUAGUACACAGAAUGUAGUUUUAGUCAGUAGUAGGCAAGACAGAUUUCGGACACAGCCAUAGUCAUAAAUUACAAUUAUGUCAAAGUGUGAUGUUUUGCACAUACAGUAUCAAUACAAUUUCAAGGCAGAAACAAAUGUUUCCUUACAAAGCAAUUGAGUUUAGGUAAUUCAAAAACAAUGUCAUAUUACAUGUGGUGAUAUCUCCCAUUGGAAACACUUAAAACGAACAUAUCCUGCUAAACCAGAUAAAGAACUGCGUGUUACAAUGUUCAGCAGCAAGUCAACCUUUUUUGCAUUGUGAUAAUCUGUAUGUGCUACGUGUGGUUGGUUCACACGAUCGCUGCCUCUGGGGGCCUGAAUGUGAGAAUAUGGCUAUACUCCACAUGUCUUUGUGUGUGUGUGCGUGCGGUGUGCGUCUGUGUGCAGAAGUUUUGUGAUGCAAACUGUUGCUAAAAGCAGCGGAGGAAACAUGACAUUUCCUGUUUUGCUGAGAUGUGCAUCAACUGCCCAGUUUUAUAUCGGACUCAGAAAGGACGGGUUGGCGGUUUUCACCUCAAGUCAUAUUUGUGAGGCACAGCUGCAACUCUGGUCACAGGAACCGCAAUUAUGUUGUUCUCUAGUGUUACACUAAUAUGCAUUUGAACAAUUUAAUUCUAGUAUUUGGAUAACUACAUCCUUCAAAUGUACUAUGUGAAUUAUAUAGAGAUAUACCAUGUUCUAUAUUUAUGGCCAGUCCUAUAGAGGAAUACCAUGUUCUAUAUUUAUGGUCAGUCCUAUAGAGGAAUACCAUGUUCUAUAUUUAUGGUCAGUCCUAUAGAGGAAUACCAUGUUCUAUAUUUAUGGUCAGUCCUAUAGAGGAAUACCAUGUUCUAUAUUUAUGGUCAGUCCUAUAGAGGAAUACCAUGUUCUAUAUUUAUGGUCAGUCCAAUAGAGGAAUACCAUGUUCUAUAUUUAUGGUCAGUCCUAUAGAGGAAUACCAUGAUCUAUAUUUAUGGUCAGUCCUAUAGAGGAAUACCAUGUUCUAUAUUUAUGGUCAGUCCUAUAGAGGAAUACCAUGUUCUAUAUUUAUGGUCAGUCCUAUAGAGGAAUACCAUGUUCUAUAAUGAACUAAAAUAUAAAAUGUAACAUGCAACAAUUUCAAAGCUUUUACUGAGUUACAGUUCAUA